Messenger RNA from Schistosoma margrebowiei, 1933 nucleotides. The record is from the annotation of a GenBank genome assembly. Lineage: Eukaryota; Metazoa; Platyhelminthes; Trematoda; Strigeidida; Schistosomatidae.
CUACAGUUGGCGCGCUUCAUGAAAGUCGCGUUGCGAAUGUGCGACUGAUGGUCAAGAAUAGGUCCAUUGAAGGUAUGGGCUUCUAAAAAUCGCAACCUUAUUUCCUUCUGGGAUAUCCAAGGCUUUAAGGAUGGUGCAGGAUGAAGUCACCAGUUCCAUAUCUCAAGGGGGCUGAAAGAGGGAGCAAGUAAAAGAAAACACGAGAGGCAGAGUAGCCAAUAUUCAUGAAAGAAUGCUUAAGAAAGAGCAUUUUAAUAGGUUAAAGAAAAUAAGUGUUGACAAGACUGAAGACUAUUCCAAAUUGAAACUGAUAUCUUGUUGGCGGGUGUUACCAAUUAUCCGAUUCGUUGUUGGGUCCAAUAGCAGUGAAAUCUUGAGAAAACUCACAUUAUUCACUUUUAGUGAAGAAAUCGCAAGGUGCUUCGCGUUUGAUGGCGUUUUCAAAGAUUCGAACGAUCAGGUUAAACUUAAGGAUAAGUCACAAUCGUUUGAUUCUAGAGAGUUUUUGGGUCCACUACUCAAUCACUACACAUUUCCACCAGUACAUUGGUUUGGGACGUGUUUGUAUGGAGUUGUUCUAGAAGCUCUGGAUAUCAAGGAGCAGGAACAACCAGUUGAAUGUUACGAUCUAGAUAUACCCGAAGAUGAAGCCAUUAGUUAUGCAUUCGAUCACCAUUCGUUAGUAACAUCUCAGCUGCCUGAUUCAUACGAUGACAUCGUCCAAACUGCCGACGAAAUCAUUAAGGAAAUUGAUAUUCUUAUGAAUGAUAAUGAAGAUAUUCCUUUGUCAUUGUGCAAUAUGGUCCAGUCGGAGUAUAAACGUCCACUGGUGCUAGAAAAUAUCGGGAGUGAUUGGCUUCCAGAAGAAGCUAUGCAAGAUCUUUCUCUGAAUGAACUCAAUGCAUUAUUAGAAGAACUAGAAUCUUGUGUACGAGAAUAUUCUGCUAUCCUUGUUCAAGAGUUAGCGUAUAGAGAAGAAUUGGAUUUUGAACAAGAACAAAAAGAUAUUUUUAUUGCACGCUUGAAUGAAUUGCACCGCCGUCUGGAGCGUCGGAGACGUUUAAGUAUACCACCAGAUAGUCAUAUUCAGUUACUGUCGAAUUCUCUGUUGGUAAAAGACUAUGAUGAAGCGUGCACAUUUGGGCGAAACAUAGUACUCGACAAUAUGGGAUCGCCAUCGAAUUCUGUUCAUAAAGAAGUCCCACCGUUCAUUUUACGUGCACAGUCAGCAGCUCAAGCAGCGGUUGCUGCAACAUCAUCUGCAACAGUUGCGAUAAAAAGGCAUUUUCGAAAGCUGAGUACAUUUUCAAAGGAUACUUCAGGAACAAUAAAUCACCAGUCAGAUCAAUGUAAUCUUGUUCACACAGCAUCCAUUUCUCCAAAUAAUAAAUGUGACGUAAACAACUUGUCAGAAAAAGAUGAUCAUACAAUUCACUGUCCAACAAUUAUGUCUGCUCGAGCUAUUGCCAUUGCUCGUCUUCGAAAAUGGGCCGGAAGAAAAUCAGAAGGACCUUCGAAAACUGAGAACACCGGGACUUUCAGGGCUUUCCUUCGCCGUGGGCGUCAUCAAGCAGAAGUCCCAAUGAACUCGUUUGUCCGUAGUCGAGAAGCUCGUUCAGCAGUAACUAGUCCUACAUCAUCUCAAUUCGAAUUCCCUUCAAUACCUACCACUUUAACACACUCGGCUUCUGGUCAUUUGAUUGGACGAUCUGAACUAAGUUCGGAUGAUCUUGAAUAUAAGUAUUUGACCACUUCGGUUCCGUACCACCGAUCUCCCAGGAACGAAGGACCUACCGUUACCCAGUUGGAGCUGUUCAACGAUAUGCUUUUGGCCAUUUUAACGAACAAUCCAAAUCUGACACCUAUGCUCACCGAUUAUAUUCUUAAUGUUUACGCUCCAGCUGAUCGACGCUUAUCUAAACUUCCAAUUUAA